Molecule: messenger RNA, 1104 nt
Organism: Colletotrichum higginsianum IMI 349063
Lineage: Eukaryota; Fungi; Ascomycota; Sordariomycetes; Glomerellales; Glomerellaceae
Product: 2-hydroxy-acid oxidase
Exons: 8
Coding region: 1-1104 (367 amino acids)
Molecular function (GO): oxidoreductase activity; FMN binding
Source: RefSeq, a predicted model, not a curated record
AUGGCAAACCGCGGCGCAACAUGGGACACCAAGGUCCAUACCAUCCGCGACUUGAUGGAACUGGGGAGCAAGAAGCUUCCGAAAAUGUACAGAGACUACUACAACGAAGGCGCCAUGGAUCUUGUGUCACUACGCGACAACGAGGAAGCUUACAACCGGUAUAAGAUCAUGCCGCGGAUUCUUGUGAACGUGGAUAACAUUGACAUGUCAACCACAAUUUUCGGGACCAAGGUGUCCUUUCCCCUUGGGUUUAGCCCUGCGGCAAUGCACCGGAUGGCGCAUCCCGACGGCGAGCUGGCAACAUCCCGUGCAGCUGCGAAGCUGAACAUUUGCAUGGCGUUAUCAUCCUACGCGACGGAGUCCAUGGAGAACGUAGCAGCGCAAGGAGCCGGCAACCCGUACGUGAUGCAGUUAUGCGUGCUCAGGGAUCGCGAGACAACGUUACAGAUUCUACGAAGAGCAGAGGCAUCCGGAUACAAGGCCAUCUUCCUCUCGGUCGACACCCCCCUGCUGGGUCGUCGAUUGAACGAGUACAGGAACAACUUCUGUCUCCCUGACGGCGUCGGGUGGCCGAACCUGUUGUCCGAUGGGAAGAGCGAGCUGAGUGGCGAGACGAACGACGGUCAUCUUACAAGCCGACAUGAUUUUGACCCGUCUCUGGAUUGGGACUCGGCGAUUCCUUGGCUCAAGAAGCACACAAAGCUUCAGCUGUGGCUCAAAGGCGUAUACACUCCCGACGACGUUGCUCUCGCAAUAAGACACGGCCUCGACGGUGUAAUAAUCUCGAACCACGGCGGCCGACAAUUGGACGGCGUGCCCGCAACACUUGACGUCUUGCGACUCUGUGCACCAGUCGCGGCCGGAAAGAUUCCCAUCGCCGUUGACGGCGGCAUCCGGCGCGGCACCGACAUCUUCAAAGCGCUUGCCCUCGGCGCAUCACACUGCUUUGUGGGAAGGAUCCCCAUCUGGGGACUAGCGUACAAUGGGCAGGAAGGUGUCGAGCUCGCUCUCAAGAUUCUUCAGUACGAAUUCAAGGUCACCAUGGCACUUGCAGGGGGGCAUGUAGCAUAUCUGAAUGGCAAUGGGGUGUUGGCGAAGCUCUGA